This is a messenger RNA of Ctenopharyngodon idella (grass carp), 1654 nucleotides long. RefSeq names its product cathepsin L, like (gene ctsll). The record is from RefSeq and is a predicted model, not a curated record. Lineage: Eukaryota; Metazoa; Chordata; Actinopteri; Cypriniformes; Xenocyprididae. Gene Ontology annotation, molecular function: cysteine-type endopeptidase activity. Gene Ontology annotation, biological process: immune response. The transcript is spliced from 8 exons. Gene Ontology annotation, cellular component: lysosome. The coding region runs from base 108 to 1160 and encodes 350 amino acids.
GAGAUUCUUGCUUCACAUGAUUGGCUGUAAACACUUAGCUUAUCGUCACCCAAUGAGACGACGCCUCUAUGUUCAGGCACGCUUUAAAAACCGCUCAGAUGUAAACAAUGACAGUCAUAAUUUCGUUUGCUGGUAAAAGUCUUCCAGGCAGGAUGUUUGCCUCGCUCCUCACACUAUGCAUGAGUGCCGUGUUUGCUGCUCCAAGCUUAGACCAGAAGUUAGAUGACCACUGGCACCUCUGGAAGAAUUAUCAUGGAAAAAACUACCAUGAGAAAGAAGAGGGCUGGAGGAGAAUGGUGUGGGAGAAGAACUUCAGAAAAAUUGAGUUGCACAACCUUGAGCACUCCGUGGGCAAACACACCUUCCGACUGGGCAUGAACCAAUUUGGUGACAUGACAAAUGAGGAGUUCAAACAGGCGAUGAAUGGUUACAGUCAUGACCCCAACCGGAAGUCAAAAGGCUCAUUGUUUAUGGAACCCAGCUUUUUUGAAGCCCCCCACCAGGUUGACUGGAGAGAGAAGGGAUAUGUUACCCCUGUUAAAGACCAAAAACGGUGUGGAUCUUGCUGGGCUUUCAGCUCAACCGGUGCCUUGGAGGGUCAGGUGUUCCGUAAAACAGGAAAGCUGGUUUCCUUGAGUGAGCAAAACUUGAUGGACUGUUCUAGGCCGGAGGGCAAUCAAGGCUGUAAUGGAGGCCUCAUGGACCAGGCCUUCCAGUAUGUUCAGGACAACAAUGGGCUGGAUUCUGAGGAGUCGUAUCCCUACCUUGCAACGGAUGGCCAGCCAUGCCGCUACGACCCCCGUUAUAAUGCUGCUAAUGACACUGGUUUUGUGGACAUUCCCAGUGGUAAAGAGCAUGCUCUGAUGAAGGCUGUUGCUGCUGUGGGUCCUAUAGCUGUUGCUAUUGAUGCUGCACAUGAAUCCUUCCAGUUCUACCAGUCUGGCAUCUAUUAUGAGAAGGAGUGCAGCAGUGAAGAACUUGACCAUGGAGUCUUGGUAGUUGGUUAUGGUUAUGAGGGUGCUGAUGUUGCUGGGAAGAGAUACUGGAUUGUGAAGAACAGCUGGACUGAGAAAUGGGGUAACAAAGGCUACAUCUACAUGGCUAAAGACCGAAAGAACCAUUGUGGCAUUGCGACAUCCGCCAGCUAUCCUCUAGUAUAAGGCCACUGGACUGUUCUCUGCAUUCUGGAAAUGCUAUAGUUCAUUGGCCUACUUUUUGGCUUCUUUUAAGUGUUUUAAUUCUACUAUUUUGGUUUGUAUUAAAUACUGUAAUGCAUUUUAGUUUCUCUUAAUGUGGUUUUGUUUUAGAAAACUUGCUUUGUCCGUUUUUAUUUUGAGCAUUACAAAGUCAUUUUUAUAGUUUUAGUUUGGAACACUGCCAGUACGUUUGUAGCAAGUUUCUUCUAUAAAGAUUUUAAGCUAUCUUGGAAUGCACUAAUCUGUCAGAAGUUUACAAUAUCAUCCUUUUUUUUUUUUUUUUUUUUUUUUUUUUUCUAUUGCCAUAGUUUCAUUGUAUUUGAAGCUUGAUGUUCUUUUGAGCAAUGUUACAGGUGUGAACCUGGCUUGCGAGUAAGUGUUAUAAGAAUGUAUACAAAUGCUGUGCUUUAUCUACUUGACCUGUAAAAGGGUAAAUAUUAAACUUGUAUGGAAAGAGA